Neolamprologus brichardi is the source of this 429-nucleotide messenger RNA. Lineage: Eukaryota; Metazoa; Chordata; Actinopteri; Cichliformes; Cichlidae. The record is from RefSeq and is a predicted model, not a curated record.
ACCGUCUCUGCAGACCGCAGCAUCAAACUGUGGGACCUGCGGGCGCAGAAAACCACCGUGUCCAUCGACAGUAACCAUGGAAACGUCGUCUCAGCCUGCUGCUUCACCAGCAACGGGCACUUCCUGUGCACGGCGUCGUGGGACAAGACGCUGAAGCUGUGGGACCUGCAGGCGGGGGGCUUCCGAUCUCACGGCGGGACGCCGCUGCAGGGAGGCCACGAAGGCAGCGUGAGUGCCUGCUGCCUCGCCGCUGCUGACGCGAACCUCCUGGUGUCCGCCUCCUACGACGGGACUGUUGCUCUCUGGGAUUUGUCGUCUCUCUCUCAGACUCUCGUGCUGAAGGGCCACAGUGAUUGGGUGACAGAUGUGUCAGUGAGUGCUGACAGGAAGUUGGUGGCUUCUUCCUCCAAGGUUCACAAGUAUUUUCAC